Messenger RNA from Polyodon spathula (Mississippi paddlefish), 8036 nucleotides. RefSeq names its product androgen receptor-like. Gene Ontology annotation, molecular function: steroid binding; sequence-specific DNA binding; nuclear receptor activity. Bases 845 to 3331 code for a protein of 828 amino acids. The record is from RefSeq and is a predicted model, not a curated record. The transcript is spliced from 8 exons. Gene Ontology annotation, biological process: male gonad development; androgen receptor signaling pathway; regulation of DNA-templated transcription. Lineage: Eukaryota; Metazoa; Chordata; Actinopteri; Acipenseriformes; Polyodontidae. Gene Ontology annotation, cellular component: nucleus.
CACACACACACAGCGUAUUGUGGUUUAAAGGCAACAAUGAUUAACAUUUCUAGUUAAUUAAAACUUAACAGAUGGUGUUACUUGACAUUCUGGUUGGCCAGGACCCACGGAAUUUCAUAUUUAGAGUCUAGGGCUGAAUGCCAAGCUCGGUUAGCAGAUACUGUGAACACACACACACACACACACACACACACGGGACAUUGAAACAGUGGUCUCUGGCAUUACGACAGACACUAUAGCUGAGGGAAAAUCACAGAUGAAACAGCGAACACCUAUAGCUCGGCUUUUUUCCAGGCAACCAAGAUAUAAAAGGAGGAUUCUACUGUGUUACUGAUUGUAUCUCAGAAGAGUCGUUUGCACAUUUCAGCGGCAGCGCUUGGAACUUCGUAUUCUAAAACGAUCUGGGCAAACAAGCUAAGGAGAAUGUAUUUAGUAGAAUUGUAUUUUGCGACGGAGAGGUGAUCUUGAAGCGACUCGGCUUUUUCUGUUGAAAUAAACAAGGAAUGGUUUCUAGCUUUUUGUGAAUUGUGAGGAUUUGUUUUGUUUUUGUUUGGACUACUAUUACCUUGCAUUGAAUUCUAAAAUUAGGAUUUGGUUUUACCAACACAAAUCAUUGGACUGCACGAAGAUAUCAUUUGAAUGGAUUUGGAUUUGUUUCAUGCUUACCUAACAUUAAUAACAGUGGCACGGUAGUAGCAGUACAUGCAUGUUUACAAGCAUUUGCUUUGUCUUAACUUUACUUAAAAUUUAACGCUGUAUGCAUUUGCAUUCGUUUUAAUUUAAUUUGCGUUUAAUUUUAAUAGAACUUGGGACAUUUGCGUCAAAAGGCGCACUGCAUAGAAUUAUGGAAAUUCAGAUUGGACUAGAAGGACUUCGUGACUCCUCCAACAGUCCUUUUCGUGGGACCUUCCAAAACGUUUUCCAUAGCGUGCGAACUCAGUUCCAAAGUUGCGAGAGCUUGGACUCGAAGUACAGAUGGGAGAUGCGCCAAACUAGCAACCAGUGCGCGCCAUACCUCGAGACGCCGCUUAGUUCGGAGAGUGCAGUGGACGAGGUCCAGAGUGCUGCUUUUUCCAGACAACUCAUUGCUCCAGACAGGUCUCGCAGCUUUACGAAGAGAGCAAUGAGCAGCGGCAGUGAAUUCUCUACAGCGCUUGCAGCAGGAGCUGUGGAUGAGGGGGUGUGUGCCUCAUUCUUCUCUGAUUUGCCCCACUGCAGCCUAGAACAACAAGGAGCCGCUGUAUCCGUCGCACCACAAAAUGACAGAGAGUAUAAUGACAGCGGCGCCUGCUUGCGAAUGCGAAGCAGGGGCACCGAUUCAGCCAGGACCACCAUCUCUGAAACUGCCAGGGAGCUCUGCAAGGCAGUCUCGGUAUCGCUUGGUUUAAACAUUGAACCAAACGAGAUGAAUGACUUGAGGUCAAGCCAUGGCUCAUAUCUUAGUAGUGACCGAAGUCAAGGAGACUGCAUGUUCGAAGUGCCUUUAGUAGGGUGCUCGGGCCCUGGGCGCAGCAGUGCACAUGAUGGCAGAUCAGAGCAAAAUGAUAAGGAUGUUGGAAUGUUUAAUGGAUCCCUCGCGAAUGGAAGUACGAGUGGGGUAGCCCCACUCCAACACCACAGCAUUGCGCAUUCUAAAGGGGGCGAGAUGGUUGACCCUGUGAAUUUUAAUAUCAGGGGUUGCGAGGACUCCGAAGAUUGUGUAAAUAUAGAGAGAGGUUACUUAACCCCCUGUCAGGCUGUCCAGUCGGUGCCGUCAAACACGGCAAGCUGUGUGCAGAAUCAAAACUGGCCAGGGAGCAUGCCGCACAAAAACGCACCUCUUCUUGGUCAAUCGGAAACAGUUACCGUGGGCACAGAUGGCGAGUACGCUACACAUUUCAGCCUAACGCCCAGCUUUAGGAUAAAGACUGAAGAACAGAACAACGAAUGGGGUGCUCAGUGUAGGUACAAAGACAAUGACGGUGUAGCUUACGGGUCUUCAGCGCCUGCGACACGUUCACAGGACACGGGGCAAUGCGGACUGUUUGUCUGCAGUCCAUUUGAACACUGCAGGAGCAGCGACCUGUGUGUACAAGAUGGAAUGGCAACAGAAUCGUGGUACCCCGGUGGGAUGGUGGGGAGGAUGCCAUAUACCAAAUUACCUUGUUUGAAAACCGAAGGGAAUGACUGGGCUCCUGUACCCUACGGUGACACACGGUGGGAUGGGGGCAGAAACACACUUUUCCCAAUGGAGUAUUUCUUCCCGCCCCAGAGGACCUGUCUGAUUUGUAGUGACGAAGCGUCGGGAUGUCACUAUGGAGCGCUCACCUGUGGCAGCUGCAAGGUGUUCUUCAAGAGGGCGGCUGAAGGAAAACAGAAGUACCUGUGUGCCAGCCGAAAUGACUGCACGAUUGAUAAGCUCAGGAGAAAGAACUGCCCGUCCUGUCGUCUCCAGAAGUGUUUCGAGGUUGGAAUGACUCUUGGAGCUCGCAAGCUGAAGAAGAUGAAAGGGGCAGAAGAUAUCAGCAAUCAACCACAGAACAAUGCGACGCAGCAUGCAGCAAUGCAACAGAGUGACAUUGUGAGAAUGGAGGUGUUCCAGAACCAGCCGGUUUUCCUUAGUAUCUUGGAGGCUAUUGAACCAGACAUGGUGUUCGCUGGCCACGAUAAUGGAUUGCCUGAUUCCUCUGCAAACCUGCUGACCAGCUUAAAUGAACUGGGGGAGAGGCAAAUGGUGCACAUGGUGAAGUGGGCAAAAGGACUGCCAGGUUUCCAGAAUUUGCAUGUGGAAGACCAAAUGAAAAUGAUUCAGUAUUCAUGGAUGGGGACCAUGGUGUUCGCUAUGGCGUGGAGGUCCUUUAAGAAAGUCAAUUCCACCAUGCUGUACUUUGCUCCAGACCUUGUAUUCAAUGAGGUCCGAAUGCACAGAUCCAAGAUGUUUGAGCACUGCGUAGCAAUGCGACACAUUGCUCAGGAGUUCCUUUGGCUUCAGGUCACACAGGAAGAGUUCUUGUGCAUGAAGGCGCUGUUCUUCUUCAGCAUCAUUCCAGUGGAAGGUUUGAAAACUCAGAAGUAUUUCGAUGAUCUGCGGAUGAACUACAUCCAAGAAUUGUACCACAGCUGUGGAGUGAACACCCCCCGCGCUGAGAGGUAUCACCAGCUCACCAGAAUCAUGGAUUCUCUUCAGCCGAUUGUGACGAAGUUACACCAGUUUACAUUCGACAUGUACGUCCAGACUCAGGGGCAUGGGAGCAGCAUCCAUUACCCAGAGAUAAUGACUGAGAUCAUCUCUGUGCAGGUGCCAAAGAUCCUCGCUGGCAUGGCAAAGCCAAUCCUGUUUCACAAGCAGUGACGUUCUUCUCUAUCGUCACUCCGACGCGUAUCACGUGCUGCCUGUCCUCAUAGUGUCUGUUUCAGCAUUUUUCACUCGCAUUUAGGCGGGGGCCAGCAUUGUCUCCAGCAUUGUCUCCAGCAUUGUCUCCAGCAGGUGCAGCUAGACCAUUUUUUCCUCAAGAGACUUUUUGUUUGUUUUUUGUUUUUUUAUUCUGAUGCUUAUCAUUGAGUCAGUACAUGCAGUACAUUUAUUGUCUAUAGUGGUGUGUAAUGAUGGUAAAAGCUGUUUACAAGAUCUAUUACAUGUUUGGGAAGUCUGUCAGAUAAAAAACAAUAAUAAUAUUUAUAAUAACUCAACAAGUCUGAUAAAUAUUAUUAUCCCUAUCUUGUAAACAGUACAAUGCUACCUGUCUGUAAAAAAAAAAAAAAAAAAAAAAAAGACAAACUGCUUUAAAAUAGUUCCUUUCUACUGCUCCUUAUCCAAUAUGCUCCACAGAUUUGAAUUCGAUUAGUAGACUUUAAUUCAAAAAAGAUAUCCAGGGAGCGGUUUGGGGGUUAGUGGUACGAGAAAGAGAAGGCAGGACUGAACAGCACACCUACCAAUGAUGUGUGUCAAGUUGUUAUUGCUCUUGGAUUUAUUACCAAACAGAUCACAAGCAGAUGACUCACGAGAACCAAAAUAACCGCUGCCUGGAAUUAUAUGACCCUAUAACUGAUUUCUUUAUACACGUUAAGGCAAUCUGUUUGUUUUUCCUACUUUUGCUUGACUCAUUUGACUGUAUUAUUAGAUAUUAUUAGCGCAUCUGUGGAGAAUCGUAUAAACUGUUACAAUGCUCCUAAUUCAUUAUCCUUACGAUGAAAAAUAUUCAUAGAAUACACAGUACCAGCACUUCUUGAUAAUGACACCCAACUCUGUCCUAUAACGACACCAGAUGUCUUUUAAGAAAAUGUUUAUAUUGCAGUAUUUGAGAUGAAAACAAAAUGGUGUCCAGUAAUACUGCUUUCGUUUAGUUUUAUUGUCUGGGUUAAGUGUACAGUAAUCAUCAACAAAAGUGUAGUAUAGCAACAAAACUUAACGUUGCUUCUUUUAAAUAUUCCUCAUUCAUAAAACACUAGCAGGUGUCUGAUCAAGAUUCAGUAUUGCCUUGAGUGAGUUUUCAGCCAAAAUAAAUCUACAGCUUAGAAAAGUUCCUGAGUGCAAGCAGUGAUAAUGACUUGUUAGCAUAUACCAUGUAGUCAGCAUACAGCACAAUAUGGACUCUGUGUUUGCAGAAGUCUUUGGAGCAAACUGUAUGACAAUGUCAAUGUAGUGUUUGCAGCAGGCUUGCAUUGCAUUCAAAACUAUAUCACAUGGAAUGCAGUCUUUACUUGAGCAGCAGUAACUGGUUUCCUUGUAAUGGACUUGGGGUGAGAAUGGAAUUGCUCAGUAUUUCAACAUGUUUUCAUUUAAAACUACCACCCAUUGUUUUCUAUAACAGGAGUGGUUCUUUUACCAAAUGGUAACAGUUUACAUACGAUAAAGAAACGUAGCUGUUUUUAAACCAGAUAAACUUUUUAACGCCUGGAUAAACACUUUCCUACGCUAUUUGCUACCUAUACUUUGUGUUGUUGUUGUGUUUUUUUAUGUAUAUGAAACUUUGUUAUACUUUGUAAAUGGCUGUUAAAAAAAAAAGUUAGAGAAAAAAAAAAGAUUUCCUUCUGAAGGUUAAGAUGUUAUAGAAAAUGAAGUUACAGAGGUGUCGUGAAUUCAUUUAAAUGACAUCAGGUCUCCGUACAGUGCCAUUGUUGAUUACAUUAUUAAAAUAUGAACCUUUACUAAGGUUUCACAUGCCUCCAUAGAGCAAAGGGACCGGACUCAUAAAACAUUUACCACCGUGCUGCUGAGUUGAUUUAAUGAAUCUUUAAAUAAAGAACUCAGUCAGUUUAUUUUCAGGGCUGACGGUGGUCUGGUAAAUGCUUUGGGAAUAUGGCCCUGAAGAUUCUCACAUGCACACGGGCACUGUUUGAGAAUUUGGCUUUUGUUACCUUCAUUGUUUUAGAUGUGCAACUGUUUGAAACAGUUAAAUAGACCUCACUUGUUUUGUAACUCAGCCAAAAGUGUUAACAAUAAAUGAGCUGCACGAUGCGGAGGCAAGAUCGCUUGCUGGAAGUCAGCCUUUGGGUAUUGAAGUUAUUUGUAUAUACUGUAUUGGACUUUGUGUUUCGAUUGCAUCAGGUCUUCAGAAAUAGGAUUCCCUGUAAAAAUAUAUGAUCAUGACGUUUUUUAUGUUGUUAAGUUGUUAAAAUGAUUAUUUCAAAUCCAUUGUUAAUCAAGGGUGAAAAUUUGCUAGUUUGGAAUACAUCAGGAGACUGACCGUAAGAUUAGUCUUAGAACAAGGGAAAUUAAUUGCUGUUUAGAAAAGGUGACUGUAGGUUACAAGCUCAACGUAGCUAUAGACCCAACAGCCAGAUAAAGCAUUUUCAUUGAAAUUUCUUUCUGUUAGUAUUCAAAGAUCUUUUACCCCAAAACUGCUUUGAUAGUGAUGUAUAUGAUUAGUGUUGUUGUGCUGCGUUCAAUUUUUUUAAACAUAUUUCUCAUUCUACAAUUUUACAUUAGUCAUUUUUUAUAAACAGAAACCUUUCAGACGUGGAAACUAGCUACCUAAUUCUGCAUCGAUUUACUACCUUAUUAUGUUACAAGUUUUUUUGCAAAUAUCUUACUUUUACUGUACAUAUUUUUUUGUGUGUUCAUGGGUAUUAUCAUGCAAUACUGUGUGUACUCUGUAGAUGUGUUUCAGGUGUUUAACACCCCAUUUAGAAACUGUAAUCGGACUGUAUCCUCAUUCAGGGAUUAUGGGUUGAUAGUGUUCAUACUGUACAUUCAAGUCCAGGUAUGUUUUUUGUUCUUCCCAUUCUGUUUGUUUUGAUUAAAAACUGUCAGAACAUUGCCUGACAAUGUGACUCACUGUGGGGAAGUCGACCAAGAGAAUAAGACUUUUAGGACUGACUUGAGAUCAUGUAGCAGUUUUAACUGAACAGUGUCUUAGGUUACAUUCCAAUAUCUGUUUCACUGAGAAAUUGUUACAGUUGUAAUCGUUCAAAAGAUAUUUGCUUAAAUCAGAUUUAAAAACAAAUAAACAAAAAAUCACUUAUUUUGAGACUGGACAGAUUACUUUUUAAUCUUAAUCUUAAAACAAUUUGGAGAGUAUCUUUCCAGAUGUCGAAGGCAGAUCAGUGGUCAGUGCAAAUCAAUCACGUUAUUGAAUGAAAGGAUAGACCACACUCUGGCAGAUAUGGAGCCGUCCCUCACAGGGGGUGAGGGCGAGACUGGAAACUCAUAUGUAGCAGUGCCUUGAUCUUACAAUACAGCCUUACAUGUUGAGGAAUAUGCAGGUCUAAAUCAGAAUAUAUGCUAAGCUCAGACUUGAAUGUACAGCCCUGUUCUAGGGGGUGAAGUUUAAAGGUGCAGCGUCCCAUGCAGCUCAGCCAGUGAUUCAUGUCUGGGGUUAUCGGUGUAGCAAGAACACCCUUUCGAAAUUUCUGUUUGACUUUACUGAGUGUCCCUACAGAUACAACCACCUUCGAUGAUGCAGAGAAACUGUAAACGGGAUAAAGUAGAGUGCACAGGCUAGUCUUGUGAUAAAGAAACAGUGACCGUGGGACAUUGCCCCUUUAAAUACAUUUGUGUAGUUUUAAUUAUUAUUAUUAUUAUUAUUAUUAUUAUUAUUAUUAUUAUUAUUAUUAUUAGGCAGCACCAGUUUGGGAUAUGUCAUGGCUCUCAGUGGUUUGAUUUCAGUCCAGGUGGGCUAUGGUUAGAGGGCUGAAUAAGUACAAGUACAGGCUCAGGUUCAGGUAGAAGUACAAGCAUGUUACUUUUGUUAUUGUGGUGGCUGCUCUGUGGGAGAUCCAACACCUUUCUGGAGCACAAAACAACAACAACUAUACCUUAAAAAGGCUGUAUAAGGUAACAGUAGAACAGUUUUGUACCAUGUCCUCGCACUCACAGCUGAACAAGCCUGGCUUCUCCCUUGUUUUUCUUGAUUGGUUGUACUUUCGCAGCUUGCAUGUAUAAUAAGCAUACAGUCCAAAUUGUUCUGUUUUCCUGGCAUUAAUAGUGACAUGUUCAAUGGAUACUAACAUAUCUAGUGUAUUCUUCUUUUGAUAAAUGCUGUUGCUUCUGUAUUCCUCAUAUUAUAUUUUUAAAGGCUGAGCGCUUAACUUCUCACUUUGCUCUACAGGGCCCCCUGGUGCUAGAAACAGAAACACAUUGACAGGGGUACCCAGACCUAUGUUGCCCACUCCUCAUAUUCAGACAGCAACCAGCUAAGCUGUGCUUUGUGUUUCAAUUGCACCAGGUCUUCAGAAAUAGGAUUCCCUGUAAAAAGAUACGAUUAUGAUAUUUUCAUGUUGUAAAGUUAACUGUUGUUUGAAAGCCAUUGUUACUCAAGGGAUACAUGCUAGUGACUGUGCAGUGCAAGUUCCCAUGUUAUACUAUCAGUCUGCAAUCAUCUACAGAAUCUGGUACUUUCACGUACUGCGGCAUGUAAAUAAUGUUUGUCUGUGUGGCUCGAGGGAGACGGGAGAAAAAGAAACCGAAAAUCAAUAAAUUGUAGAAGACGAUAUUGGCUUUCUGAAACUUUAAAUUAACUUUGAAAAUGGCUGUUAACAGCAAAGAGAUUCUGUACUUAUAAUUGUUGUAUUAUUUCCUAUUUCUCUGAUCUCAAUAAAGCAAGUUUUCUUUUUCA